Messenger RNA from Schistosoma bovis, 264 nucleotides. The record is from the annotation of a GenBank genome assembly. Lineage: Eukaryota; Metazoa; Platyhelminthes; Trematoda; Strigeidida; Schistosomatidae.
AUGUUUGAACUACGCAAAGAAGCUGUUGAACAAGCCGUUGCAGAUGCUAAACAUAAAGCUGAAUUAGUUGCAUCGGCAUUUGGACAAAGAAUUCAGGGUUUGAUCAAUGUUAUUGAGGAUGAAUGUGAUGUUACUGAUGAGCAGCUGCAAAUAACUACACCAAGAUCAAAUAACUUCAAUGAUUACUAUCAAUUAAAACAACCGAACGAUAAAAACAAUAUCGAUAGUGGCGUCGGUCAAUCGUAUGAGCGGCCAUUCGAUUGA